Molecule: messenger RNA, 3117 nt
Organism: Psilocybe cubensis
Lineage: Eukaryota; Fungi; Basidiomycota; Agaricomycetes; Agaricales; Agrocybaceae
Exons: 20
Coding region: 1-3117 (1038 amino acids)
Biological process (GO): protein import into nucleus
Cellular component (GO): cytoplasm; nuclear membrane
Source: RefSeq, a predicted model, not a curated record
AUGGCGAGCUCCGAUUUUCUCCCUUCACUAUCUCAGUUUGACAUCGAGCACGCCGCACAAUUGAUUCAGCAAGCGUAUUCUCCAUCGGGACCAGUGGUUCCAGAAGAACUCAAACGUCUUCAACAAGACCUUUUCGAGCUUCAAAAGCGACCUGAAGCAUGGGGACUGGUGGUACCUCUUCUGAAUCAUCAAGAUCAAAAUGUUCAGUUUUAUGGCGCCCAUACCGCCCAAGUCAAGAUUGCGAGAGACUGGGCAAUGUUCCCAAAUGAACAUAUAGAGGCUCUUCGUGAUCUCAUCGUGCAGUUGACCGCACAUUCGAUAGCUAUAGGAAGGAGCAAGUUUAUCCUGCGUAAACUUUUUGUUGCAAUCAACUCUCUGGCAAUUAGGCUAGUCCCAGGGCGCCAUUCACAAUGGCCGGACUGGAUUAUGUCGUGUAUAACUGCAUUCUCCAAUCAAGGUGCAUCUGUUGAAUAUCUUCACGAUUUUUUGGCCAUCACUGCAGAGGAAAUGGGUAAUGCCGAUCUCCUGAAACCUCAAAGAGAUGACAUCCUUAGAGUUAUGUCGGAAGCUGUUCCAAUGAUUGUUCAAGCCAUCACAAACACAAUUACUCAGCCUCUGGGUUCUAUACCUACCCAACACUAUCUUUCUGCACUUCGAUGUUUACAGGCAUGGUUAGGUCAUAUCAACGCAAACCAUCUAACACCCCUCAUCCCUAUCCUUAUACAGCUACUCGACCCAAAAUUUCCUGAAAUCUUUAUCGGGGCGUCAGACGCGUUGCAAGAAAUCACCACGAAAUCACCGUUAUCUGACGGGUCAGGGUCUAAGACUCUGACAGAACCGCUCAUGAUAUGGAUGGACACUGUCGGUCGUCAAAUCAUGGAAGCGAUACUCGCCGACGAGGACAUUCUCCCAGUUUCGCAUUCCUUGUGCAAGCUAGUCGUCGCACUCGGAGACCACUCGACGUCAUACAUCGCAACCAACAUCGCCUCCUCCAGUCCUGUUUCUACUGGCCCUACGACGCCGCCAACAACCAAAGGCCAACUUACACAAAGCUUCCUUAGUCUUCUGCUGGCAUUUACUGCCCUUCCAGGGCAUUAUGGCGUCGACGAAGAAGAGAGCGAAUUGACCCUAGGGUUCUGGUACCUGUUCCAGGAAGCAUUGUGGAGCACCGACUACUACUUCGAAGACGGUGAUGAUGAUAGAUCACCGGCUCCUGCUGACACUGAUGUGGCAGAGAGCAAGCAAGUGCUGAUGGCCAAGGCGGUGUUUAGUGAAGUUGUUAAGGUUUUGAGGCGGAAGGUCGCGUUUCCACCGUCGGGAAGUGGUUGGUCACGAGAUGAAGUUGAAAAAUUCCAAGUGUACCGACGAGAUGUUGGGGAUACUCUGAUCAAUGCCUAUUACGUUCUACGAGAAGAUAUGCUUGGAUACUAUGUCAACGACGUUGCUGAGCGGUUAGCAGCACGCAAAGAAGGUGAUGGAUGGCAAGAAAUUGAAGCUACGCUUCAUUGUAUAAUGUCUAUACAGGAAGCCGUUGACAUGGAGACAGUUCCACAUCUUGACAGACUAUUUAGCCCUGAUAUAUUUGGGAGAUUGCCGUCAACAGGGAGGUCGAGGGUUAGAAGAACGGCUCUGGGUGUUAUUGGUUCUUACUCCUCGUGGUUUGCCACCUCAGGGGCUACGUCAGCGCAACCAAAUCUCUUGCUGACCGUCCUGUCAUAUGUCGUCUCAGCAUUGCCUGAUCCAACUCUUAGUUUACCGGCAGCAACAGCGCUACGAAAUUUGUGCGAGGCAAACAGAAAAGAGUUGGCCCUCCAUAUCGCGGCAUUUGGAGAACUACAUGCUAAUAUCGGCAAUAUUCCUGAUUCGGAGAAAAGCAAGGUUCUUCAAUCGAUCGCCAGUGUUAUUCAGGCAAUUCCGCCACUAGAGUCAAUACCUUCUAUUGAGGCCAUUGUGGCUCCAAGUGUGCAACGGAUCUUCGACGCUCUCCAAAUAGCACCCACGAAUCCUGAGGAAGCUCAACUUUCGAUUACUCUCCAUCUAGAAACUCUCGCAGGUAUAGCAAAGGGCCUAACUCGGAGUUCCGACGGCUUAGUGCUCGAAGAUGAUUCGGAUCCUGACGUGCAGGCCCAAAUUGAAAGCAUCAAGCAAGCGCGCGAAGAUCCUAGAACAAUAAAAAUCCGCGAGAGCAUUUUUGCUGCCAUCCGGGCGGUUGUGGAGUUGUGGUCUGCACAUUCUGACAUUUCUCAUGGGUUGAGCGAAUUGUGUAAAUCAAUCACUGCGCUACCAGCGGACACCACUGUCAUUUCUCUCCCUGCUGGGCCGCUUCUGGAGCUUGUAUGCUUGGCUGCGCAGCGCCAGCUUACGGCUGCAUGGCUAUCUCUCGCACACAUUCUCAUUGCCCAGUUAAAUCCACCGAUCUACUCUGUCAUUCUCAAGAAUGGCCCGUCAACCGAAGCUGAGAUGAUAAUCCAGAGAUUGCUACCUAUUCUUUUAGAAACCGCGUUGACAAGACUGGGGGCUGAAGGGGCCAUGGAAAGCAAUCCAGACAUUGUCCAAGGCUUCUUCUCAUGUAUGGAAAAGACUGCUGCAGAAUUUACAAGCGCUUUUUAUGCUUUACCCCGGGGCCUUUUUGACGCCCUCAUUCAAUGUGCAAUCAAGGCGCUGACUCUCCAAGAACGAUAUUCUUUGGUUUCAGCUUGCAACUUCCUAUCGACGCUUAUUCAUCGAUCUUCACUGACAGAUGAGCUUAUCGCCAACAAAACGGCAUUCAUGGCAGUUCACGGACGAGCGAUCAUGCAGGCCAUCUUGGAAGGAUUUGCUGGCGUGGCGCCUCGUAGUGCGGUGCCAAACCUUAUCGAGAUGCUGGGCACGCUUCUCAGCAGAGCAAAUGGGCCUGAAGGUGGAGUUGGUGGUGGUGCCCCUCAAUGGAUGAAAGAGAUAUUGUUGUCUGAACACUUCGUUCCGAGUAAGGCGGGACCAGAUGCAAAGACCAAAUUCAUGAAAGCAGUUUCAGGAUCCCGUUCAUUGAAACGGACGAGGGAAGCAGCUCAGCAAUUUACAUUGAUUGCGCGAGGACUUGAAGGAUCGAACUUCGGAUAUACGACGCUGACGAUGUAA